This is a messenger RNA of Danaus chrysippus (African queen), 1905 nucleotides long. NCBI's taxonomy places the organism in Eukaryota, Metazoa, Arthropoda, Insecta, Lepidoptera, Nymphalidae. The record is from the annotation of a GenBank genome assembly.
AUGCUUUUGGCAUCUCUUAAAGGCGGUCUAAAAAGGAGUCACAAAGGCCUUAUCAAUGUACCUAAGCGGACGAAAGCGUAUACCAUAAAAUACCACAAGCAUGAUUGCUUGGUUCUUGGGGCUGGAGGUGCCGGUCUUAGAAGCGCCAUAGGACUUGGAGACGCAAAGUUUUCAGUGGCCGUCGUUAGCAAACUGUUCCCCACUCGAUCACAUACUAUCGCUGCUCAAGGCGGCAUGAACGCGGCUAUCGGAAGUAUGCACGCCGAUGAUUGGCGUUAUCAUUUCUAUGAUACAGUUAAAGGUUCGGAUUGGCUUGGAGAUCAGGAUUCAAUUCAUUACUUAACUCGCAACGCACCCCACUGUGUGUAUGAGUUAGAAAAUAUGGGGAUGCCAUUCUCGAGGACAAAAGAGGGAAAGAUAUAUCAGAGAUCGUUUGGCGGUGGUACUAUUGAGAGAGGGAAAAAAAUUGCAAAAAGAACUUGUGCUGUUGCCGAUCGAACUGGUCAUGCGCUGUUGCACACUUUAUAUGGCUAUAGCACAAAGUUUAAAAACGUUGAUUUUUUCACUGAAUUCUUCGUACUUGAUAUUCUCAUGCAAGACGGUGCAUGCGUUGGAGCUUUAGCUUUGGACAUGGAUGACAGCAGUCUUCAUUGUUUCCAAGCUCUGAAUACAGUAGUUUGCACGGGAGGAUACCCUCGGAUGUACUUUUCUUGUACCGCUGCCCACACCUGCACAGGUGACGGUUGUGCUAUGGCUGGAAGAGCUGGCUUUCCUCUUCAAGAUUUAGAGUUUAUACAAUUCCACCCCACUGGAAUGUAUGGAUCUGGCUGUCUUAUGACGGAGGGUUGCCGAGGUGAAGGUGGGUACAUUGUUAAUAGCGAAGGAGUGAGAUUCAUGGAGAAAUAUGCACCUAAAGCCAAGGAUCUGGCUAGCAGAGAUGUCGUUUCAAGAUCAAUUGCAACAGAAAUAAAAGAAGGAAGAGGGGUGGGCCCGAAGAAAGAUCAUGUGUUUCUUCAGCUUCACCAUCUCCCUGCAGAGACAAUAAGAGAGAAACUACCUGGUAUUUCGGAAACCGCGUACACUUUUACGGGAGCUGAUGUAUACACGCAACCCGUACCUAUUGUACCAACAGUACAUUAUACUAUGGGGGGUAUACCGAUAAAUUAUAAAGGAGAGGCUUUAGUCUACCAAAAUGGGAAGGAUAACGUAAUACCCGGCUUACAUGCUGCGGGUGAAGCAGUUAGUAAUUGCCAUGGAGCUAAUAGAUUGGGCGCGAACUCGAUCCUAGACGUCGUCGUAUUUGGAAGAUCUAUUGGUUUAAACAUAGCAAAGAUUGCUAAACCCGGGGCAAACCAACCUAAAUUAAAAGACGGUAUAUGUGACGCGAUUCUAGAUAAUUUUGAAACCGUUAAAGGCAGUAAUGGUUGCGUAGCGGUACAUGAACUUAGAGAAUCAAUGAGACACACGAUGCAGAACAAGUGUGGAGUGUUCAGAGAUAAUAAACUGUUGAGCGAAGCCAAUGAAGAAAUACAAAAAUGUUUUAAGCUCUUCAAAGAAAUUAGAGUUACGGAUCAAAGGAAAAACUGGAAUUCAGAUCUUAUCGAAGCUUUAGAAUUACAAAAUAUGGUACAAACCGCUGUCCAAGUUGUAGCCUGCGCUCUUAAUCGUAAAGAAAGUCGCGGAGCUCAUUUUCGAGAUGAUUGUCCUAAACGACUCGACGAAAUGGAUUAUAGCAAGGAUACUAAAGGACAAACCGCGAAGCCGAUAGACCAGCAUUGGAGAAAACAUAGCUUGUCUACAGUUGACUAUGAAACUGGCAAAGUCACUAUCACCUAUCGGCCAGUUAUUGACAAGACUAUGAAUGAUGAAGUUGAGACAAUACCGCCUGUACCGAGAGUGUAUUGA